AUGUCGAAGAAGGUCGUGCUCGUUACUGGAUGCUCGACGGGUGGGAUUGGUUACGCCUUAUGCGAGGAAUUUGCUGCCCGAGGGUGCAAGGUCUAUGCAACUUCGCGUGAUGUAGAAAAGAUUGCAGCGUUCAAGGACGAGACCAUCGGACGUAUGGCCUUGGAUGUGACCAGCGACGACGACAUUCAACGUGUCGUCCAACAUAUACAUCUGGCCGAAGGCAAGCUCGACGUGGUAGUUAACAAUGCCGGCGGAAUCUGCGUUGGUGCCUUGUUGGACAUACCGUUGGAGAAGGUCAGGCAGACUUUUGAAACCAAUGUGUUUGCUGCCCUUCGCGUCGCCAAGGCUGUCAUGCCGGCCAUGGCGGAGAGAAAGAGCGGAACUAUCGUGAAUAUCGGCUCUAUUGUGGGCGAAAUUCCUACCCCAUGGAAUGGCAUUUAUUCCGCGUCCAAAUCAGCGCUCCAUACGCUGACAGAAGUUCUCUCCAUGGAAGCCAAACCUUUCAACGUCAACGUGAUGCUGGUAUCGCCCGGUGCCGUCAAAUCCAACAUUGCGAACAAUUCUGCCGCAAGUUUCCAGAUGCCCGAAGACUCGCUCUACAAAGAUUUCAUCAAGAAUAUUUAUUACCGGAUGAAUGUGAGCCAGGCAGGGAAUUCGAUGCCUACCGAGAAGUUCGUGGCGAAAGUCGUGUCAAACGCCUUGCAACCGAAACCUCCAGGGUAUGUAACUUUGGGAGGCAAUGCGAGCACUUUCUCGUUCUUCAAAUGGCUUCCUCGGGCUUGGGUAUUGUGGUUUAUGUGGAGGAUCUACUCGAAGCGACUUUAG
Molecule: messenger RNA, 825 nt
Organism: Pleurotus ostreatus (oyster mushroom)
Lineage: Eukaryota; Fungi; Basidiomycota; Agaricomycetes; Agaricales; Pleurotaceae
Exons: 4
Coding region: 1-825 (274 amino acids)
Cellular component (GO): endoplasmic reticulum
Molecular function (GO): oxidoreductase activity
Source: RefSeq, a predicted model, not a curated record